CAGGACGGCUGUGGAAGGGUGGGGUUAGACGCUCUGUCUUCUUCCGAUCCUCCUCCAUUAUGGCUGCUGCCGGCAGUGGUUGUAAUGCGGGGAAGAGCUUGCUGCAGUUUAUGAAGUUUGUAGGGCAGCUCAAGGUAAAGCGAUCCUCUGCGAGCCAGCUAAUACAUCAUAUCAGUCCGGCUCCACCGGCGAGGGAGGGAGGGAGAGGGAGAUAUAUAUAUAUAUGGCUCUCCCUGUGUUUGAGUCACAGGGCUCAAUAGUAACCCGUGUCUCCAGUGCAGGGGGAUAGAGCUCAAUAAUAAUAAUAAUAAUAACUGGCAUUUUAUAUAAUCACUGUGUGAUAGCCAAUGUAUUAUUCACUGUGAUUUUAAGCCCAUUGUGUUACCCAUCCCUCCUCAAUGCUCACAGAGAAGCUCUCAGUCUGUGCUGAGUUUACAACUGACUGAACACAAACUGAAGCCCAGUUGGAGAGUUUUGAUAAAUAUCUUGGUUAUAUAUAUAUAUUAUAACUUCUCUAACUCAGAGCACUGUCAGCCAUAGAGUGCAUGCCUAGUGAUACAAUGGGAAUAUUUUGCUUGUUAUGCAUAGGAGUUGAGUCACAGUAGUUUUUAAAGACAACUGUCACCCCACUAAAUUUUUUUUUUUUUAAAUGAAGUAUAUUUUGAAAAAGAUAAAGGCUGUCCCUUCCUUUAGCGUAUGAGAGGAUCCAUUUACAUACACCUUAGGUCAGGCAGGUGAGAAUUCAAAGUGAAUUUCAAAUUUAGGGUUAGAAUAGCUGAAAAGGUAAACACUCAAUGUUUUCAGCUCAGCUACUCUGACCUUAAAUUUGAAAUUCCCUCUAAAUUCUCACUCUGGUGAAUAAUCCUGUUGGCCUCUAUGACCUGCCCUGCGUCUGUGCACAGAGUGAAGCAAGGAAGAAAAUGGAUACUAACUGUCAGUUUUCACACACUGUCUGACCCAAGGUGUAUGUAUAUAGCUUAAAGGACCACUCUAGGCACCCAGACCACUUCAGCUUUAUGAAGUGGUCUGGGUGCCAGGUACCUCUAGGAUUAACCCUUUUUUUUUAUAAACAUAGUAGUUUCAGAGAAACUGCUAUGUUUAUACUGAGGGUUAAUCCAGCCUCCAGAGCCUCUAGUGGCUGUCUCAUUGACAGCCGCUAGAGGCGCUUGCGUGCUUCUCACUGUGAAAAUCACAGUGAGAGCACACAAGCGUCCAUAGGAAAGCAUUGUAAAUGCUUACCUAUGCAACUGGCUGAAUGCGCAUGCGGCUCCUGCCGCGCAUGCGCAUUCAGCCGAUGACGUCGCGAGCAAGGAGGAGUACAGCUCCCCGCCCGGCGCUGGAGAAAGGUAAGUGUUUAACCCCUUCUUCUCCGCAGAGCCAGGCGGGAGGGGGACCCUGAGGGUGGGGGCACCCUCAGGGCACUAUAGUGCCAGGAAAACGAAUAUGUUUUCCUGGCACUAUAGUGGUCCUUUAACCUGCCAUGUAAUAAAAGUAGGGAUGAGUUUUUCAUUUUUAUUUUUUAUUAUAUUUACUUUCAAAACUUAAUAAAGAAAUUAACAAAAUAAUUUUGAGGUGACAGUUGUCCUUUUAAAGGGUUACUCCAACCAGCAUAACCAAUACAGCCAUUUUACAUCUCACGCGUGGUUUAUUUCAUGACAAAACACUGCACGUAUAGACACCAGGCAACAUGACCACUUCGAAUAGGUGAAGUGGUUGUGAUGUUAGGAAAUACCCUUUAAUUAUUCAGAGGCGUGAAUUUUGGCAAAAUGUUACUUGAAUCACAACACCUAUUAUUUAAAAAGUUAAAUUAUUAUUAUCAUUUAUAUAGCAGCAACCUUUCUGCAGAGCGUUACAAUUAUACAAUGCUAAUAUAUAACAUCAAGUAACUAAUAAAAAAUAUGUUAAAGGAACACUCCAAGCUUGGGGUAGUGAUUAUGGUGCAAGAGGUUCCCUCAUUGUAAGUAACUAAGGUGUCCGUGUCCAUAAUUAAACCGUUUUUCGUACGGUUUGAUUUUUUUUUUUUUUAACCUGGUGUCCACCAGGCACUGCAACACACUCCUAGCCUUUAUAACUAAUGACGGAUAGCCAGAAGCUUUUAAGUAGGAGUUUCUGUUAGCUUUCCUGAGCUAAUCCCACUGGCUAAGGGCAUUGUAACAUAUAUUAUAUCCCCUCAUCUGCCAGUCUAGCCAUGGCUGCCACUCUUCCCUGGUAGAGUUCAUCACUUAUGAGGGUCUCAGCAAAUCCAAUGCAUCUCCAUAGAAAAGCAUUGUUGAGCGAGUGGCUAUUGCCACACUGUAUCACUGCACCCCUCACACACACACACUGCACCACUCACUGCACUCCUUUCACGCACACACACACAGUAUCCUUCACACACAGCACACCCCUCACACAUACAUACAGCACCCCCCAACCCACUGCACCACUCACACACACACAAUACUUCCAAACAUAUAUGUGUAUAUAUACUACAGAACCCCUCACACACUCACCCUUAAACACAUUACAAUUCAGACAAACACUAGAUCCCUUAACCAACUCUGAAUCACACACACACACCCCUCAUCCGGAUUCCCUAUGCACACACUAGAUUCAUUGUAAGCAAACACAUACUCUCUGCAACCGCUACACACACUACAUCGCCUACAUACACUAUGCCCCUAUACACACACACACAUUACACUACACCACAAACACAACACGACUAAAACCAACCUAUUUACACAAUACCACACCACAAUCAGCUCACUCUAUACACACGCAAUCCCAUAAGCAGGUUACAAACACAUGCACAAUUCUCUUUCUUAGCAUUUUUGGCUCCUGGUAUCCCAUUUAUGGAGACACAAGUUUCAAGCAAACACAGGGCAAGCAUGUUAUUAAAUUUGCUUGCACUGUGCCGAACAAAUACAUUGCCUUUUUCUCAUGCUAGAGCUCUCUAGCAGAGCUCUGCGCAUGGUCCAUUGAACAAACAUGCUCACUUUGAGAUGGGGCAUGCUUGUCAUUGGUGAUGACAAAACACACCCUAUCUGGCCCCUGCGAUUAAAAAAAAAAAAAAAAAUGCCUGGGCUGAAUUAUUUUCCCAGUCUGGCCCUGUGUAUAAGUAAUGGAAAAAAAUGAUUUUGUGAUUUAUAUAUACAUAAAUAAAAAUACUUUCCUUCAAAGUUCCUGUUAUUUCUAAUGCACUGCAAGCAGAAACAGCCCUCUAAGAUCAGAAAGAGAAUCCAUUAAUCAGGAGACUCUUAUUCCGGUCUUUGUGCUUUUUACAAUCAGGAGAACUAACCGGGAGUAAAAUUGUUGAUAACCUCAAAGGUUAGUCAAUUUGAAUUGCUGAAGGGUGUUUUUAAUUUCAGAAAGUUAUGGGAGUGAGGAAGAUAAGUAGCAUUUAUAAUAGAUUUUAGUGAGGCAGUGCCGUUAUUGAGAUGCGAGUUGCAUUAAAGCGUGAAGUGUGUCAGCGAGUGCCUUAGUUGCAUCUUGCAUUAGAUGAGGUAGAAUAUGAGCAGUGAUUUUAACUUGUUACUCCAAGCACCAUGGUUUCAGUUUUUUUAUGUAGUUAUGUUGCAAGGAACCUGUAUGCUCAUUUAUAGACUGUCCCUGUCUUUAUGUAAUUAUAAGGUAUUGGAAGCAAAACAAUUGUUUGCUUUGCAUAAAGUUGUUUUAAUGUUUUCCUUCAGUCAUUGGUCGCCACCUUGUCAUUUAUUUGCGUUGUUUUCUGACAGAGAGUCCCAAGGACAGGAUGGGUAUACCGCAAAGUGGAGAAACCAGAAAGUGUAUCAGAUCAUAUGUACCGGAUGGCUGUGAUGGCUAUGCUAACAGAAGACAAAAAACUUAAUAAGGACAGGUAACUAUAUUUAUUGAAUUUCCUCUCUUUGUAUUUAUGACGCAUAUAGAUAAAUGUGCAAAACAAAAUCAAUUUUAAAGCAUUUUUGUUCUUGGUGUUUCUGCUAAUGUGUUACAAGAAGAAACAGAAGUAAGAUCUAAAUGAAAAUUAAACAAAUUUUUCCCCAUGUUGGCAAUGUGAUUCACAGCCAGGGGCCAUCUGUGGCUAUGGCUGCAUAAUCAGAAGCAAAAGUAAUUUAACUCCUAAAUGGCAGAGAAUUGAGCAGUGAGACUGCAGGGGCCAUGAUCUAUAUACCAAAACUGCUUAAUUAAGCUAAAGUUAAACAUCCCCUUUUUGGCCAACACUUAUUAGUGUUGACCAUUUUACAGAGAGAAGCACUGAGGACAAAUCUUCAUUUCAAGUGUUGAUAUCCGCUUAUCAAGUAUUGUGUUUAUCAAGUAUUCUCAUUACUUUAGAUGCAUGUUUUAACUACCUCCAACCUCAGCCAGAAUCUCACUGAGUCUGUUAGAAGUUGUAGUCUAGCAGAGGUAGUUCUUGCACUUACUUUGGUGAGACAAAUUCCACAUAGUGACUUGCUCCUCUCUUCCUCCCUUUUCCCUCCUUCUCUUUCCUGCACAAAACUAAUAUUGCCAGCCACAAAGAGUAUUUCAGCCAGCUGACUGAUAUCACAGGAAGGAAGCUCUACAGAUAAAAUAAAAACGAAUUUUUAAUUUCUGCAAUGACACAUUUUUAAAAGGAAAGGCUUCAGGGUGUGGGUCUCUGCACCAUAAUUACUUCAGUAAGUUGAAAUGGUUAUAGUGAUAUGUUAAGACACUUACAGUAAUAAUAAUAUAGGUAUAAGUGAAUAAACCUAACUAUAACCAACAAUAAGAAAUGUAAGGUAUAAAGGAAUGCAGCCAGUUACCCAGGUUUGUUGUGACAGAUUUUCUUUUUCCAUCAGAUGUAUACGACUUGCUCUAGUGCAUGACAUGGCAGAGUGCAUUGUGGGUGAUAUAGCUCCUGCUGACAACAUCUCUAAGGAAGAGAAGCACAGGCAAGAAAAGGUGGGUGUUGUGUGCGUUGCACAAAGUGUAGUAAUGAUGAUUUCUGCUUGAACAUAAUGUUUUUUUUAUCCCUACUCUUUUGCAUUUUAACAAUAUUCUGAAGUUUAUUGUAAAAACGUUAGUUUUUUUCCUCUGGAAAUGACUUAAAGGAGUACUCUACACUCAUAGAGCACUUCAACUUGCUGAAUUGCUAUAUGGAUGUGGAGUAUCCCUUUAAUAUCCUCAUUUAUAAAAGUUCCAACUUCAUUGUGAAAUUAGCACUUUUAUAUCUGAAAAUAGAAACGCCUCCACUGAGCUAACUGAAGUAGCAGACACGUUCUAAUAGAGCGUGCCUGCCUUACAGUAUUGGCUGCAAGAACUGCCUGGGUGCAAUCAAUGGGUGACAGGCAGGAGGAAAGUUCUCCCCUCCUGCCUGCCAGUUCUUGCAGGGUCUGUCCCCCUCCCUUCCCUGUGUCAAAGUCUCCCCCCUCCCCUCCUGUGCCUGCUGACCUUGUAGUUGCCGAUCCUUGGGUAGAGGAACUUUAGUUUCUUCUACCCGGACGGACAGGAAGUGUUCUCACUGAGAACACUUCCUGUCAGUCUGGAUAGAGGAAAUUAAAGAUACUUUACCCACAGAUCAGCAGCUUUGCCACAAGGAGAAGGGGGAGGGAAGCUUUGACACCGAGAGAGAGGGAUUUGACGCAGAAAGGGAAAGGGCUUUGACUCAGGGCUUUGACUCAGGGAGGUGAGGGGAAAGGGCUUUGAUACAGGUACUGGGCUUUGACACAGGGAGGGGAGGGAGGAUGAGACACAUGGUGGGUCUGCGGGGAGACACCUGGAAUAGAAUAUAUUUACACACACAUUACUCUUAUCUAGAAAUUACAAACAAAUUCCUUGCUGUUAUAUGGCAUUACACAAUGAAAAAGCAGAAAUAGUUGAUUAGUUACAGGGCUCGACAAAAUCCCAGUUCGCCAUGGCGAUUAAAAAGUUUGCCCUGGCGCCUGGGAUUUGUCAGCUUUUUAUCUAAAACGGCCUUCUGGGCAAAUAAUGGAGCCAGCCAUCCACCCGCGGGAGCAUGUAGGUGGCCGGCUCAGUGAGCGUUGUAGCCGGCCGCCCUGCGCUUUAUGGAGGCAGCAGGCUGAGUGAGCGUUGUAGCCGGCCGCCCUGCGCUUUAUGGAGGCAGCAGGCUGAGUGAGCGUUGUAGCCGACCGCCCUGGGCUUUAUGGAGAUGGUUGGCUUUGUGAGCAUUGUAGCUGGCCGCCCUGGGCUUUAUGGGGGCGGGCCGGCUUAGUGAGCGUUUUAGACUGCCGCUCAGUAAACCUCCCUGGGCUUUAUGGAGGCUGCUGGCUCAGUGGAGCAUCAAGGCGGUUGGCUGGGGCAGCGUACGAGGGAGCAGUGAUCUUCCCGCGGCUCCCCUGCGGAGAGGGAAUAUGACGUCAUUCCAGCCCUGGCAUCACAGGGAGUUGAGAGUAGCUGCAUGGUAGAUUACUGCUCCCUCUCACAGUAAGAGAGAGCAGCCCCACUGGACCCCAGGGAAAGUCCACUCAGCUCUCCCAAAGGUAGGGAGGCUGGGUGGAUUAAAAUAAAAAAUGUAAAUUUGUGAGUGUUUGAGAAAGUGUGUGUAUGUCUGUCAGUUUGUGUGUAUGUCUCUGUUAGUGUGUGUCUGUCAGAGAGUGUGUCUGUUUAGGUACCUACCCCCCUCCAAUCACGUGAUUUGGUGUUUUUACUCACCUUUUUUCCCCACGCUGUGCAGGUUUUGCCGUGGCUUGUCCCGCCUCUAUUGCCAAGUUCAUCAAUCUUUAUGAUUUCAGCUAAGCCAAUGCUUUCCAGGAAAGCAUUGGGAGGAUAUUGCGCAUGUUCUGUAUGGGUAACAUUCAGCACCUCCAUGCAGAGCACUGACACAGGACUAUCUAGUGGUAGUCUGAGUGACAGCCACUAGAUGUCUUAGUAGGCAGCAAUGUAAACACUGCUUUUUCUCUGAAAAUGCAGUGUUUACAUUGAAAAGGCUACAGGGACAGGCUAUAGGCACCAGAACCACUACAUUAAGCUGUAGUGGUUCUGGUGACUAUAGUGUCCCUUUAAAAAAACAAAACUGGCUCCCAGAUUCCCAAAAACAUUUGUCAAGCCCUGAAUUAGUAAAUUCAUUCAUAUCUCCUAUGUAGUAAUGAUUUGAGAUGUAGUGAGGACAGGUCAUUUUUGACAGUGGUUGUUGUAGUAUACUGGUUAGACACAUUAGAAAAGGUGUGCAAAAAGAUCCAGGCACUCCCAUGCUUAAGGGCACGUUUAAGUCCUGUGUACCCAAUCGGCUUAUGGAUUGAGUGCAAUUACUGUUACUUGCCAUUAGAACAGGUGGUCAUCUCCCAAGAUAAUACCACUAUUUGAUGGAGAGAUGUUUUUUUGGGGGGGUCUUAAUUUAUGGUUUUAUAUUUGGGCAGUGUAUGAUUCAUAGGAAACUAGUCCUUUGAAAACAUUAAUGGGAAAAAGAAAGUGGCAGAGUUUAUCAAAUAAAAUUUGAAGUACAGUCGAGCUUAAAGAGAUACUCCAUUUAGGACAGUUGUGUUUAACUUUUUAUGUCAGGGAUGCCAAUUAGUUGCUUGACAUUAACUUAUUUACUCAUCCUUCAAAAACACUACUGGCUUAGGGACCAAUUCAUCUCAUAUAAGUUAAAGGACCACUAUAGUGCCAGGAAAACGUUCUCGUUUUCCUGGCACUAUAGUGCCCUGAGGGUGCCCCCACCUCAGGGACCCCCUCCCGCCCGGCUCUGGGGAGAGGAAAGGGGUUAAAACGUACCUUUCUCCAGCGCUGGGCGGGGAGCUCUCCUCCUCUGAUCCUCCUCUUCUCCUCCCAUUCAGCUGAAUGCGCAUGCGUGGCAAGAGUUGCGCGCGCAUUUAGCUGGUCUCAUAGGAAAGCAUUUACAAUGCUUUCCUAUGGAUGCUUGCGUGCUCUCACUGUGAUUUUCACAGUGAGAAUCACGCAAGCGCCUCUAGUGGCUGUCAAUGAGACAGCCACUAGAGGAAUUGGAGGAAGGAUUAACCCAUUUACAAACAUAGCAGUUUCUCUGAAACUGCUAUGUUUAUAAAAAAAUAAAUAAAUGGGUUAACCCUAGCUGGGUGCCUAGAGUGGUCCUUUAAAGGAUUACUCCAACUAUUUUUAAGUUUUAUUUAAAACUUACCUGAAAUCCAUCACCAGGGAGAAGCUCCUGAUGCUCUUCUCCACACCCCGUUGCAACGUCACAGGCUUCCCCACGUGGUCCGGUCAAAUGCUUCUCGAAUAGAAACAUUGAUUGGACCAUUUUCACAAGUUUGGAGCACAUGCACACGCUUGGAACCAGUGAUUGGAGAAAGUGGAAGUGAACAGGCAUGGCUGGACUGCUAUUUAAAAAUAAAAUAAAAAUAAUACAUCUUUACAACAAAGGAAGGCUGGGAUGGACUGCAAGGAGGGAGGAAGGGGGAGCUAGCAGAGAACUUUGCAGGCAGAGAACCUGACGGCAGAUGUAUUUUAUGCACAGCCCUUGCAUGAGACAAAGUAGUCCCUCAAUUGUCUCAAGUAUUUCUUUGAUAGUGUUGGAAUAUCAAAGAAAUUUCAACACACUCAAUAACACUAUCUUAUACAGAUUAUAUUACAGGGUUCCUUUAUCCACUAGGUAUGAGUGCUGUUACCAUAAACAACUUAUUGUGAGCAGCAGCCUGUGAUCUUAUGAAUAUGAUCAUCUGUUCCUACCAGAGUGGUACAACUACAACUUAUUGUAUUUAUUCUUGUGAAUAUAAUCAUUUCCUUUAGGCUUUUUGCAGUAAACACUGUCUUUUCAGAGAAAAGGCAGUAUUUACAUUACAGCCUAGAGACACCUCCACUGGCUACUCCUCAGAUGACUACUAGAGGUGUUUCCUGGGGCACCUACUCAGUGUGCAGCACUGACAUUGAGUGUCUCCACCCUCUGCAUGGAGACACUGAACUUUUCUAAUUUAUUCAAUGAGGAGAUGUUGCUUGGCCAGGGCUGUGUUUGACGUGUGCUGGCUUUGCCUCCUUGACAGUCUCAGCUAAUCCAAUGCUAUCCUAUGUGAAAGCAUUGUGAUUGGCUCAGAACACUACUUCUGAUUAUGUCAGCCAAGCAGGCAGAUCAGGGGCAGAUGCCGCAGCAGCAGACUAAAAUAAAAGUUAGAUUUUGCUAUAUUUAGGGGGACAUGGUGGUUUUAAUACUAUAGAGUCAGAAAUACAUGUUUGUGUUCCUGACCAUAUAGCAGGGGUAGGCAACCUUUUAGCAGCACUGUGCCGAAAUAAGAUCGUUAUGGCCCAUAGCGUGCCGGUCCUAUUUUUUUUUAAAUUGAGGUGUGUGUGUUGCCGUAUUGUGCUUGUUAUUUAUACUGCAGUUGUUCUGUAUCAUUGUAUUUGUGCAUGUAUGAGCUAUUAUAUUGUAUAUGUUCAUGAGUAGUUUGUGGCAUUGUGUAAAUAAACCUAUGAAUGGGGGCUGCUUGUAGAAUUGUGUGUGUGUGGAUGGAUAUGUCACAUUGUAUGUUUGAUAGUGUGUGUAUGUGAAGGGCUGUUUGUGGUAUUGCAUGAGAGAGGCUGCAUGUGGGGUUGUGUGCAUGCAUGUGGAUUGUCAGUGGUGUUGAGUUUGUGCGGAUUGCGUUUUGUGUUUGUGUGUGGGCUGUUCGUAUUUAUAUGAGGGGAGGGUUAUUCUGCAUAUCUCUGUAUAUCUAGCAGUGUGGGUGGCUUCCUUGUGUUCCAGUGGAGACCAGGCUGUCCAGGUACAGCUAAAGGACAGGAGCUGCAACAGCUGCUGUGGGGUGCUCUAUUGCAGUGUGGAUUCCCAUUCACAAGUGCUGGGUCGAAGUGAUCUGAGAUCCCCUCUACAUGCUGCAAUGCAUAAAUUGAGGAUUGUCCUUCAACAGCUUUUCAUAUUAGCAGAUAUCUGAGGUUUCACUCGCACUCCUGAUAGGCCAGAGCCUGUUUGGCUCUAGCAGCCUUGAGUGCCGUGCAAAGACACCUUGAGUGCCGUGUAUGGCACUAGUGCCGUAGGUUGCCUACCCCUGCCCUAUAGUGUCCCUUUAAUCAUUUUAGCGUAGAUUUGAUGAUUACUGAAAUUCAAAACAUUAAUAAAUAAAAUAUUGAAAGAAAUAACAAAAUGGGUGAAACACCAAAAUUAGUUUAACUUAGGCAAUAACCUAGAUUCCUCGGGUCAUAGUAUUUGAUUCAGGAAAUCUGGAUCUCUUUAUACAAAAGAAUUAGCAAUCAAGGGUGAGACACGGUACCAAAAAACAUCCAACAACCUCUGGAGUCUCCUAAUACGUUUUGUUUCCUUAUGGCACUUGCUUAUAGAUCUAUAGAACCAAUUGUCUAUGAGUAAGUGACAUAAGGGCACAAUUUUUUUGGAAUCUCUACAGGUGUUUUUUUUUUUCUCUCUCUCUCUCUCUCUAUGUAUUGCCCCCACUGCCUUGUUUUUGUAUUUAGAAAAAUAAGAAAAUAAAGAUUUCUGGAUCAUACACUGUGUCCUGCAGUCGCUUUGAGAAAUCCACCAAUUUUGGUUUAUUCUUAACAUGUUACAAAUUCUGGUUGAUGUAGUGCUUGCCCAGAUUAUGUAACAUAAUAGGUUAACAGGUUAACAAAUUUAAACCUAUUUAGUUUAGAAAAACGUCGCCUGAGAGGGGAUAUGAUAACAUUAUACAAAUAUAUUCGGGGCCAAUACAAACCAUUGUGUGGAAAUCUAUUCACAAACCGGACUUUACAUAGGACACGAGGCCAUGCGUUUAGACUGGAAGAAAGAAGAUUUCGUCUAAGGCAAAGGAAAGGUUUUUUUACUGUAAGAACAAUCAGGAUGUGGAAUUCUCUGCCUGAAGAAGUGGUUUUAUCAGAGUCCAUACAGAUGUUCAAACGGCUACUAGAUGCAUACUUGCAAGAACAGAAUAUUCAAGGAUAUAAUCUUUCAAUGUAGGGUAAUAACUGCUUGAUCCAAGGAUAAAUCUGACUGCCAUUCUGGGGUCAAGAAGGAAUUUUUUUCCUAGCUUGUUGCAAAAUUGUGCUUCAAACUGGGUUUUUUUGCCUUCUUUUGGAUCAACAGCAAAAAACAAAUGUGAGGUAGGCUGAACUUGAUGGACGCAAGUCUCUUUUCAGCUAUGUAGCUAUGUAACUAUGUAACAUAAAUGUAAUGGCAGUAUACCUAGAGUUGUGGAAGGGGUUUUGUCUGGCCUAUAUCUACCCCCCUCCCAGCUAUGUCCUGGCGUUCUGCCGAACAUAGAAAACUACAAUAAUCUUUUUCAGUAGAUGGGCCCUCUUUUUUCAGCUGUGAGUAGGAAGAGCCUUCCUACUUCAAGAGUCUGGUUUGGAAAAUACUCCCUGAGCAGAAUCCAAGCUGUUGUUGCCAAGGCUAAUUCUCAUACAUUCAGAGAAGUUGCUAUUUGAGGGCGUCAUAAAAGAUCUGAUUUUAUUUGGUUUAAUUUGUGUGGUAUUACAUUUUGUUAGUUUUGGUCAAUUGCCUUUCUUACAUUUAUUAAAACCCUCUUGGGGAAAUAAAAGUUGUAGGGAGUUUGAAAAACACAAAGCAAAAAGAAAUUGCAGAAGAAUAAAGUAACUUUAUCAUUACUUGUUUAGGAAGCCAUGAAGCAUUUGACUCAGCUGUUACCAGAGGAAAUGAAGAAGGAGGUGUAUGAACUGUGGGAGGUAGGUGUUAGACUUACUAUCGUGUGCAUGUUUUUUUUCUUUUGUGUUCUAGUGUAAUCCUUGUGUUUCAAAAGGAUGAAUACGUUUCAAUAAAUACAAAACAUUGAAGAAUGAAAUGAAUUUUAAAAGUGCAUAAAAGGGGAAACCACUACAGUGUGACCUCACACAAAAUAAAUUUAAAGAAAUACAUACAAGUGUAGAGGAUCCCAAUGUGUAUGAGUGACACCACAUCUCAAAUCGUGAAAGCCACAAAUAAGUAAAUGGGAUGUAAGGUAAGGUAAAUAUGAAAGCCCUUGAGCAAGGAAGGAUAUCUAUAGAAAAAUGUAUAGAAAAGGGAGAGAGAGAGCUUAAAAGAAGUACAGAAAUUUCAGAAACGUCUCCCCACCUUGGAUGAAUGUUUCAACUUAUAGUAAAAAUUAACUAUGAUACAUUGCCUUCGUAGAAUAAAUAAUGCUGCAAUACAAACAGAACUAAAAAGUAAAUAUUGUUUGUAGCAUUAUCAGGUUCUAUAAAACCAUGAAUAAUAUGUUAAGGGACACACUGAACACCAAAACUACUUCAUCUUAGCCACUUAAUAACCCACGAUAGAAUUAUCUUUCAUGGAUGUCCUUACCUCAAGAAGCCAUGGCAGAAUAAUUCCAUCAUGCGGCAUAUUACCAGCUGGGACUGUUUUCCUGCUGUUAACAAGGAAACCCCAGGUUAUGGACUCAGGAGAUAUAUCUUUGCACAGUUAGUGAUUUUUAUUGCAGUAGCACACAUCUUUACAGAAUAAACUGCAAUGUGCAUGUAAAAAAACCCACAAAAAUAAAAUGCCAUAAAUUAACAUAGAUGUACAAAAUAUACUAUAUGACAUACCCUGUGCUGUCUACUUUCACAGAUGGUAUGCGUUUCCCAAAAUGUGGAAUAUAAAGUCCAGCACUGAGUAAGCUAUCACAGCGAAACUCGUUUUAGAUAAUUUUUCACAAGCUGGUCUUUAUAUUAAGUGAAUGUUUAUUGUUUUUAUAUUUGUAUUUGAAGUUAUAAUAAACUUAAUAUCUGUAGCACGGUUGCCAGCUCUUUAUUACAACAAGUAUCAAGAUAUACACCUGGGGAAGUGUCACCACACAAAUUUACACUAGGUGCGUAACCUUAGAACCAAGGACUUUUAGGCUCUAAAUAAGGUGAACGUCCAUAUUUUAUUGUAUUCAUAUUAGAUAUAAUACUUGUCAGGCAUACUGCCUUAUUGUGGUAUUCCUGUGUUUUUUUUCUGGGCAUGUCUCCAGAUAGAAGACAGAUGAGGUUCUAUCUGGAAAGGCACAACUAUGCAUUAAGUGAGCCUAUAUUUUGUGGUCCAUUACGUGUGUGUGUUUACACCCCACUAUUCACAUUUACCAAGGAUUGUUACCAUCUGCACUAUUUGUUGUUCUCUAUGUUUAUAUAUUUUAUAUGCUUCUGUUUUAACUUUGCUAUUGUACUGCAUACUUUAAGGGGGUAAGAUGUAGGGAUCGACCGAUAUUGAUUUUUUAGAGCCGAUACCGAUAUUCUGUGAACUUUCAGGCCGAUAACCGAUAUAAUUUGCCGAUAUUCUGUACAUUUACCAUUUUGGAAAAUAAAAACUAUUUCUAAAGGUAAAUGCACAAAAUAUACAUGCCACGUGUAAUGGAUGCAGUGUGUUUAGACAAGGGGAGCUGUAUGUGUUUGUGUAGUGUGUGUAGUGGAUGCAAUGUGUGUUUGUGUAGUGGAUGCAGUGUGUGUGUGUGUAGUGGAUGCAGUGUGUGUAGUGGAUGCAGUGUGUGUAGUGGAUGCAGUGUGUGUAGUGGAUGCAGUGUGUGUGUGUGUGUAGUGGAUGCAGUGUGUGUGUGUGUGUAGUGGAUGCAGUGUGUGUGUGUGUAGUGGAUGCAGUGUGUGUGUGUGUAGUGUGUGUUUGUGGAUGCAGUGUGUGUUUGGGUAGUGUGUGGGUAGUGUGCGUAAAGUGAAUGCAGUAUAUACUAAAUGCAAAGUGUGUGUGUUUGUGUAGUGUGUGUGUAUAUAAUUAAUGUAGUGUGUUUAUAUAAUGCAGAGUGUGUAUAUAAUGCAGUGUGUUUGUGUAUUGUGCAUUAUAUAAACACACUAUGCAAACACACUGCAUUAUAUACAUACACACACUGCAUUAUAUAUAUACACACACUACACACACACUGCAUUAUAUACACACACUACACACACUGCAUUAUAUACACAGUGUGUUUGUGUAGUGUGUGUUUGUAUAGUGUGUGUGUAUAUAAUGCAGUGUGUGUGUAGUGUGCAUUAUAUAAACACACUAUGCAAACAUUGCGUUAUAUAAACAGUGUAUUUGUGUAGUGUAUAUGGAGUGUGUGUGUGAGGGGGCAUUUUUUAUAAAAAAUUUUUUUUUUUAAUAUUUAAUUAUUUUUGUUGCCCCCUUCCCUGCUUGUUGCCUGGCCAGGGAGGGGGGUAUGACAGUCCCUGGUCCAGUGGUAUUGGCUGAGCUGUGAGGGGGGGUGGAGAGCAAGCGCUUACUCACCUCCCAGCAGCUCCUCCAGCUCCCCAGUGUAAAUCUGGCGGCCGCGGGUCUCGCGAGAGUUACACUGGGGAGCUGAAGGAGCUGCUGGGAGGUGAGUAAGAGCUUGCUCUUCGCCCCCCCUCCCCAGGACCGCCGGGCUUGUAAUGAGCCUGGCGGUCCUAGGAGAUAUUAUCGGCAAUAUCGGUAUCUGAAUUGGCUGAUACCGAUAUUGACAAAAAUACCGAAUAUUGGCCGAUUAUAUCGGUAAAACCGAUAAUCGGUCGAUCCCUAGUAAGAUGCUUCUUUCCACACAGCACUCCAUUUUGUAUUAUAAGUCUUGCACUUGUAAUAAAUAUUGUCAUUUAUGAUUAUUUUGGUUAAGGAAAGUAAGGAACCUUUCACACGUUUGUUUUUUUUUUCUUGUGCUGCUUGUCUUUAAAGGUACACUGUAGUCACUAUAACCAUUUCGUCUCUUUGAAUUGGUUAUAUUGCCUGGAGUGCCCUGGCACUGUCCCCCUUCUAUGUGUAGCUAAGGCAGAGAUUACACACAUUCUUGUUGUCAUACCGUGAGUUGGAGCUCUGACAGGCUAAAAGCAGUCAGCUGACAGUCUCAGCCAAUCACAGCUGUCCAUUGCUGGCACAUAUCAGAUUUGCUAAAUGGCCAGCAAAAAUGUAAUGUCUAUGUAAAAGAUGCAUACAGAUUUUUACCACAAACUUUGACAUAAACUGUUGAAAAAUUGAAGCAUGUUCAGUCACAAUAAAAACUAUAUGAGAUAUACUGGGUGUCUACUUCAAAAAUGGUAGGCUAUUGUGGGGUAAUUUCAACACUCAAACUGCUGUAAUGCCUCAAAAAGAGACAUCAUGGCCUGGUGUCUGAUAUACCACUGUUGCUUCACAAGAUAGUUGUACUCUGAAGAUGUAGCCGACUGAACACAAUAUGGAGUUUUGAAAGGAGUUGCACACAUCUGUUUUAUGAAACACACAUUAAAAAAAGUAGGUGUUUAAAAAAAAAAAAAAAAAAAGUUUUUACUAAAAUGUUUAGCAGAGAUUGGCAGUUUAAAGGACCACUCUAGGCACCCAGACCACUUCAGCUUAAUGAAGUGGUCUGGGUGCCAGGUCCAGCUAGGGUCAACCCAUUUUUUAAUAAACAUAGCAGUUUCAGAGAAACUGCUAUGUUUAUGAAUGGGUUAAGCCUUCCCCCUAAUCCUCUAGUGGCUGUCUCAUUGACAGCCACUAGAGGCGCUUGCGUGCUUCUCACUGUGAUUUUCACAGUGAGAGCACGCCAGCGUCCAUAGGAAAACAUUGUAAAUGCUUUCCUAUGCGACCGGCUGAAUGCGCGCGCAGCUCUUGCCGCGCGUGCGCAUUCAGCCGGUGGGGAGGAUCGGAGGAGGAGAGAAGGAGGAGAGCUCUCCGCCCAGCGCUGGAAAAAGGUAAGUUUAAACCCCUUUCCCCUUUCCAGAGCUGGGCGGAAGGGGGUCCCUGAGGGUGGGGGCACCCUCAGGGCACUAUAGUGCCAGGAAAACGAGUAUGUUUUCCUGGCACUAUAGUGGUCCUUUAAAUGACCACUAUAGGCACCCAGACCACUUCAGGUCUAGUUUUAACCCUGCAGCUGAAAACAUAGCAGUUUCAGAGAAACCCUCACUGACAGCUGCUAGAGGCGCUUCCGCAAUUCUCACUGUGAAAAUCACAGUGAGAAGACGCUGGACGUCCAUAGGAAAGCAUCGAGUAAUGCUUUCAUAUGGGCUGUUUGAAAGCGCGCGCGGCUCUUGCUGCGCAUGCGCAUUCGGUUCUGACGUCGGCAGAAGGAGUGUUCCCCAGCACAGAGGGAGCCUGGCGCUAGAGAAAGGUAAGUGGCAUUCAGCCCAGCAGGAAAGGGGCCUUGAGGGUAGGGGGGAACCUAAUGACCCUAUAGUGCCAGGAAAACUGGUUUGUUUUCCUGGCACUAUAGUGCUCCUUUAAUGGCCAUGCAAAAAAAUAAAAUGACCUUCAAUAAAUAGCUUGUGAUGUCUGUUUUAUAAUUUUUUUAUAUUUAUAUAACAUUUUUGUUUUAUUUGAUGGCUAUUAAUGGGAUACCUAUCUGAGUGCCUUGAUGUCUUUCUAUUGGAUUUAUUACUGGUGUGCCAGUCAUCGGUGUCCUUACACCCUUUAUUUAAACCAUUAAUAUAGUAAGAAGCUUAAGAUAAACAUACCAAAGUCUAUAUUCAUCUCACAUUUAAAUUUGUUUUACUCUUAGUAGUUUGUGACCUAUAAAGGUAAUUCAGACAGCUGGGAUGAUGCACUUCCUCAUAGUUUUUUUUUUUUUCUGCAGCAUGAAACCUAAGUUAGUGUUUCUAAAGAGAAACAUUAAAGGGACACUACGCACCCAGACCACUUCAGCUCAUUGAAGUGGUUUGGGUGCCAACUACCAUACCCUUAACCCUACAAGUGUAAUUAUUUCAGUUUUUAUAAACUGCAAUAAUUACCUUGCAAGGUUAAGCCCUCCUCUAGUAGCUGUCCACUAGAGGGACUUCUGGAUCCUUAGAUUACUUUUGGUCGUCUAAACAACGCUGGAUGUCCUCACGCUAUGCAUGAGGACCUCCAGCGUCGCCUGAAUCCCCAUAGGAAAGCAUUGAAUAAUGCUUUCCUUUGGGGAGGUGUAAUAUGCGCGCGCGCAGCCAUUACCACACAUGCGCAUUAGGUCUCUCCCGUCGGCGGGGGAGGAGCAUGGGCAGAGCCUGACCCAGCGCCGAGGGACAUUGGUUCUGGAUUCAGGUAAUUGACUGGAGGGGUUUUAACCCCUUUCAGCAACGGGGGGGGGGGGGGGGUUCAGGAAGCAGGGGGGUCACUCCAGGAUUCUACAGUGCCAGGAAAAUGGGUUUGUUUUCCUGGCACUAGAGAAUCCCUUUAAAUUCAAUGUUCUACUAUGAGAAGCAAUCGCCAUGCUUCCUAGUUCAUUUUAUCAACUGGGAGAUCAUCAGUAUCUACAUUAUCUCAGAGUACGCAGAGCGGAGCUACGGUGAAACAGUCCAUAUUAUAUGGUCCUAAGGAGAACACCCCACUGAGCAUCCACAAUGGUAACCGUUAUAACUGCAAAAAUCCAUAUCUAUGCAUAAUUAUGUGUAGGAGUGGAGAACUGUGUUCCGUUUGUUACCUUAUAUGUUUUCUACGUUUUAGAUUCAUCCACAUUUCUCUGUUUGCAUGUAUGUCAUUAAUUUGCAUUCUCUUGACAGUCUGUUAGGAGUUGACUGAACUCCCACCGCUGAUCUUAGCUUGGGUGGUUAAUUAUCUGUGCCUGCCAAGAGCACUGUCAGUGUAACAAAAAGCGAUCCUUUUCCACUAUUCUUACUAAUCAGCACAUCUUGCCUGCUACCUUUCUGCACACGUCAGUUUCCAAGGUGACUAACUCUUCUUUAAUACUUAGAAGCCCAGAAACCGUCAAAAUAACUUUCUUGUUUUGCUAGCUAGACCCUAGAAUGAAAUUAAGUACAUGCCUAAAAUAGUAUCUAUUAGCUAAAUAUUUUCUUGUUAUGUAUAUUUGUUUUAUUUCGCUUCUUAAAAAUCCAUUUAUGACUGAAUUGCCUAGAUACGACCUGCUCUGUUCUUCCAUCCAAGUCCCCAGCGUCAAUGAAAAAAAAUCUUAGACUGGUGGUGAAAGGUUGAGAGUGGCAGCUGAAGCUCUCGGCCUAUCACUAGCUUACCAUUGGUAAAAUUGCAUUAGAAAGUUGUGUAACUAGUUUUACCCCUUUUGGUAAGUCGGCGCCCAGGACCUCCAUACACCAUUAUAACUUCAUUAAGAUGAGAAGUUAUGAAGAGUGUAGUGUUUCUUCAACACCUUCACUACCAGUACCUUUUGAGCAAAAUAAUGAGCUUAUAUGAUUUGAACAUAUAUUUGACACAAGGGAUGCAUGUCACGAACGCACCCUACUCCAAGAGUGUGCGUAAUGUAGUUGUGGUGGUGAAAGGGUUAAAGUUCACUAUUUGUCUGCACUAGACUGGAAAUAAUGAAAAAAUCCCCUUUAACACCACCCACACUUAAACAUAAUAAUAUAAAUUUUACUAUUUUAACGCUGCCACCACCAAGACAAUUUAUAAAUGGGGUGCCUUGGUCCCCCAGGUAAAUCAAUAAUAAAAACCCACUAAAUAUUACUUAGCACAAUAUCAAUGUAAUUGCAAAACACUAAUUAGUCUCUGCAGGAAACGUGAUUCUUAACAAGACAAAGGCAGAACUUAAUAAAUGAAUGUUUAUUAUAAGCAAAAAGUAGUCACAGUGCAUACAAAAAUAUGAUAAAUUAUUUACCCCAACAACAGAUAAAAACAAAAAGGAUAAAAUAACAGAAGUCCUAAUUACUCACUUAGUUUUCAAAGCAAAACGUCUGCCCAGGGGGCCAAAUCAUUGGAUAUAUACCCUGUGGAUUAUCAAGUCUUGCCCAGGGGUGGAGUUAAGGUGUACCUACCUAAGGUGUAACAAACAUUGGUUUGUUCAAGACAAAUGUCAAUCCAAAUGGACACAUUUGGCACUAUCUUCCCUUAUGUAUCGGCCACAGAAAUAAUAAUCGCAUCUACAAAUUUAUUAUUUUCCCAUCCCAUAGACACGUCGUACGCCCCACCCACGAUCCAAUAGGACGGACAUCACAAUUCCUGGCACACUGUUUAAGUUGUUCAACUCACAUUUAGGCUUAAUUAAAAGAUUGGGCUUGUCCCAUUCCAAAUAUAAUAAAACUUAGGUCUAAUUAUUAUGCAGUGGGUAAGUAUUAAUGUUUCUCUUUGGUAUGAUACUGGAACACCAGGGUCUUCAUUAAACUAAUACCAUUACCAUAUCAAAGGAUUGAACUUUCAAUUGAGAGUUUUAGGUCAUAUGGUCAAAGUCAGUUAGUUUAAACUAGACAUACAGGCAGCUCAAGUGUAAAAUGUCUCACCUUGCAGGGCCUUUGAUAGAUCAAAAGGGCAAUCCUUUUCACACCUUGCAGAAGCCUUUUUUGAUCAAAAGAGAAAUUUUUCUCUGCCAUUUGUCCUCUACCCAAGUGUCAAACUACUGAUGCACUACACAAGUAAUAUUAAAUAGCAAUAUUCCAUAGUGUAAUAAAUUAUGCACCCUUGCCGUGACAAUGCAUAUCUAGCAUAUAAACAUAUCGUAACACGGCCAUGUAUUUGAAAAUAAUAGUAAUAAUUUAACCCCUUAAGGACGGCGGGCGUGCUAUGCUGUCCUUGGGGACCCGGCUCUAAACGCUGGGGGGCGGCAUAGCACGUCACCGCCAUCCUAUUCACUUACCCAGCAAUUCCACGCUGGCAAUUCCACGCUGGUGAUCGCGGUGGGGAGACUCACCUGGCAUUCCAGGGGGAAGUCCUGCUGCCGUUCCGGCCCCCCUGGGCUAUGUGAUCGCGAGGACCUCACGAUCACAUGGAUGGCAUAGCCAUCCCCAGCAGUGGGAGUGCCUGUAAAAUUUAUAAAAAAAAAAAAAGGUUAAAACCGUUUAAAAUUAAAUACACUAUCUGUGUAUUUUAAUAUAUAUACACACCCUGUUCUAAAUUAUUAUACACAUUCUAUUUAAGUGUCACAAAGAUUAAAUAUUUUGGUUUUCAGUUUAACCACUUAAGACCGGAGGGCGUACAAUUACGCCCUAUUUUAGGCGGCUCUAAACGCCGCCGGGCGUAAUUGUAUGCCCUCCGGUCUUUUUUACUUACCCGGUUGCCUGCGGUCCCACGCUGGCGAUCGCGGUGGGGGGGACUCCCAGGGAGCACCCCCGCGGUAGAUCCCCCUCCUCCGGUGCCCCCCGGCCAUGUGAGAGUGAGGUCCUUGCGAGGACCUCACAAUCACAUGGCCGGGAUAGCUGGCUUCUGUAUUGCCACAAGGUGUACAUUUGGCUCAGUCCUUAACCCCUUAAGGACGGAGCCAAAUGUACACGUUGUGAACAAAAUAAAAUGUAAACAAAACCUGGCAUUUGCGCUACAUGUCUGUCCAACCGUAAUACACCUCUUUCAUAGUAAAUGCACCCACCCUUAUUAUAUAUCAUUUUAUUCAGGGGAAACAGGGCUUUCAUUUAAUAUCAAAUAUUUAGCUAUAAAACAUAAUUUAAUAUGAAAAAAAUGGGAGAAAAUACGAUUAUUUUGUUUUGAUUUUUUUUUUAGUUCUACAUGACAUUUUAACAGUCAAUGUCAUAAUACUGUUUGCUUUUACUGCAAUAAAAUACACAUAUUUGUAUUUAGUAAAGUCUCACGUGUAAGACAGUACCCCCUAUGUACAGGUUUUAUGGCGUUUUGGGAAGUUACAGGGUCAAAUAUAGCACGUUACAUUUGAAAUUGAAAUUCGCCAGAUUGGUUACGUUGCCUUUGAGACUGUAUAGUAGCCCGGGAAUGAAAUUUACACCCAUAAUGGCAUACCAUUUGCAAUAGUAGACAACCCAAGGUAUUGCAAAUGGGGUAUGUCCAGUCUUUUUCAGUAGCCAUUUGGUCACAAACACUGGCCAAUGUUAGCAUUAGUAUUUGUUUGUGUGUGAAAAAUUCAAAAACCGCCAAUUUUGGCCAGUGUUUGUGACUAAGUGGCUACUAAAAAAGACUGGACAUACCCUGUUUGCAAUAACUUGGGUUGUCUACUAUUGCAAAUGGUUUGCCAUCUUAGGGGUAAUUUUCAUUCUUGGGCUACCAUAGGGUCUCAAAGGCAACGUAACCAAUCUGGUGAAUUUUAAUGUGAAAAAAAUGAAACCCAAGCCUUAUAUUUGACGCUGUAACUUUUGAAAACACCAUAAAACCUGUACAUGAGGGGUACUGUUGUACUCGGGAGACUUCGCUGAACACAAAUAUUUGUUUCAAAACAGUAAAAAGUAUCACAGCAAUAACAUUGUCCGUGUAAUGCCGUUUGUGCGUGAAAAAUGCAAAAAACGUCACUUUUACUGGCGAUAUCAUCGUAAUACAUUUUACUGUUUUGAAACACUAAUAUUUGUGUUCAGCGAAGUCUCCCAAGUAGAACAGUACCCCCCAUGUACAGGUUUUAUGGUGUCUCGGAAAGUUAUAGGGUUAAAUAUAGUGCAGCAAAUUAAAUUCCCUUUACUUUCGGCAUGGGUUGUCAGGCAGGUCCUGCUAAUUGUAAUUAAUUAAGAUACCUAAUUAUGUAAAAAUAUUACAUAAAUAUAUGUAGAAUUAAUAUGUGUGUGUGUGUGUGUGUAUAUAUAUAUAUAUAUAUAUAUAUAUAUAUAAUCUAUAUAAUUUUUUUAAAUAUUUUUAUUUAUAUAUAGGUAGAUAUAUAUAUUAUGUCGUUCUACGUGUAUUUUGAUAUAUAUAUAUAUAUAUUUUCACAAUACAGUUAGAACGAAAUAACACACAUCUAUAUAUUUUUUAAUUAUUUUUUUAAUUUUAUUUUAUAACGUUUUUAUUUUUUUUAUAUAUAUCAGUAUCAGUCUACGUGUAAUUUGAUAUUAAUAUAUAUAUAAAUAUAUAUAAAUAGUAAAUUACACCUAGACGGUGUACGUGUGUGUAUGUAUAUGUGUGUGUGUGUGUGUAUGUGUGUAUAUAUAUAUAUAUAUAUAUAUGUGUGUAUAUAUAUAUAUAUAUAUAUAUAUAUAUAUAUAUAUAUAUAUAUAUAUAUAUAUAUAAUGUAUGUAUAUAUUCUAAGUAUAUAUUAUUUUUUUUACACUAUUUAUUAAAUUUUUAUUUUCAGCCAGCAGGGGGACCACCUGUCAUUACAGGCAGUCCCCCUGCUGGCAAUGCUGCAGCCAGCUACCCCCGGCCAUGUGAUUGUGGGGUCCUCACAAGGACCACACUCUCACGCGGCCGGGGGGCUUCGAGGAGGAUGGACGUGCCACGGGGGGUUCCCUGGGAGUCCCCCCCACCGCGAUCACCAGCGUGGGAUCGCCGGCGACCGGGUAAGUACCGAAAGACCGGAGGGCGUACUAUUACGCCCGGCGGCGGUUAGAGCCGCUUAGAAUAGGGCGUAAUAGUACGCCCUCCGGUCUUAAGGGGUUAAUUCAUGGAUGGCAUUGUGUCUCAGGGCUCUUUUGAUCACUGAAAACAAUCUCGGACACCUGUGAUAAUUAGAUUGCCAGGUGAGCCCAAUUUAAGGAAAAACCACUAAAGGAGGGUGUUCCACAUUAUUAAGCAGAGCACCAUUUUCAUGCAAUAUGGGGAAGAAAAAGAAUUUCUCUGCUGCCGAAAAGAGUGAAAUAGUUCAGUGCCUUGGACGAGGUAUGAAAACAUUAGAUAUUUCACAAAAACUUUAGCAUGAUCAUCGCACUAUUAAGAGACUUGUGGCUGAUUCAGAGCACAGACGGGUUCGUGCAGAUAAAGGCACAUUGAGGAAGAUUUCUGCCAGAUGCAUGCAUCGGAUCAACAGAGCAGCUGCUAAAAUACCAUUACAUCGCAGCAAACAGAUAUUUGUAGCUGCUGGUGCCUCUGGAGUCCUACGGACAUCAAGGUGUAGAGUCCUCCAGAGUCUUGCAACUGUGCAUAAACCUUCUAUUCGGCCACCACUAACCAAUGCACACAAGCAGAAACGGCUACAUUGGGCAGAAAAAUACAUGAAGACUAAUUUUCAAACAGUCCUGUUCACUGAUGAGUGCCGUGCAACCCUGGAUGGUCCAGAUGGAUGGAGUAGUGGAUGGUUGAUGGAUGGCCACCCUGUUCCAACAAGGCUGCGACGUCCGGUGGAGUCAUGUUUUGGUCCAAAAUCAUGGGAAGAGAGCUGGUCGGCCCCUUUGGUGUAAAGAUGACCUCUGCAAAGUAUGUGGAGUUUCUGAUUGACCAUUUUCUUCCCUGGUACAGAAGGAAGAACUAUGCUUUCCAUAAUAAAAUCAUCUUCAUGCAUGGCAAUGCACCAUCUCAUGCUGCAAAGAAUAAUGCUGCAUCACUGACUGCUAUGGGGAUAAAAGGAGAGAAAGUCAUGGUGUGGCCUCCAACCUCCCUUGACCUCAAUCCUAUUGAGAACCUAUGGAGCAUCCUCAAGCAUAAGAUCCAUGAGGGUGGGAGGCAGUUUACAUCCAAACAGCAGCUCUGGGAGGCUAUUCUGACAUCUUCAAUGGAUGCAAGACUUGUGAAGCUGCUAUCAAAUAAGGGGUCCCAUGUUAAAAUGUAAAGUGACCUGUUAAAAUGUUAUAAGUUUGAUUGAAAUAGCUUUUGAUUUUCUGUAAAUAUGCUGCAAACACAACACAUGACAAUUUUCAGUUCUUUACAACCUAUAAAGUGUUCUGAAACUUACUGUGCGUAAUAAUUUGGAACAGUUUUUUUAUGUUUAAAAGAAAUACUGUUAUCAUUAGGAGGUUUGUUCAAUAAAAUUUGAAUUGUACUCUUAAUAGUUGAUGAGAAUUAUGCUGACUGUUAUUUACAGCAAUUAUUUAGGUAAAUGAGAAAAAUAUCAUUUGCAUAAAAUUUGGAACAGGGUGUGUGUAUAAUUUUAUACACACAUGCGUAUGCAUAUAUUUAUGUAAUAAUUUUACAUAAUUAGGUAAUUUUAUUAAUUACAAUUUGCAGGACCUGCCUGACAACCCAGACCAAAAGUCCAGGGAAUUUAAUUUGCUAGCACUAUAUUUAACCCUGUAACUUUCCAAGAUACCAUAAAACCCUGACAGACUGGACAUACCCCAUUUGCAAUACCUUGGGUUGUCUGCUAUUGCAAAUGGUAUGCCAUCAUGGGGGUAAUUCUCAUUCCUGGGCUACCAUACAGUCUCAAAGGCAACGUAACCAAUCUGGCGAAAUUUAAGUGUGAAAAAACUGAAAAAUGUAACAUUCUAUAUUUGACCCUGUAACUUCCCAAACCACCAUAAAAUCUGUACAUAUGGGGUACUGUUUUACACGUGAGACAUAGGUGUAUUUUAGUGCAGUAAAAGCAAACAAAAUGAUGAUAUUCAUAGUUAAAAUGUUACGUAAAAAUAGUCUUAUUUUCUCCUAUUUUUUAUAUUGUAUUCAUAUUAAGUUAUGUUUCAUAGCUAAAUAUUUGAUGGUAUAUGAAAGCCCCGUUUCCCCUGAAUAAAAUGAUAUAUAAUAAGUGUGUGUGCACUUAAUAUGAAAGAGGUGAAUUACGGUUGAACAGACACAUACCGCAAAUGCCAGGUUUUCUUUGUUUUGUUUUGAUCACAACGUGUACAUUUGGCUCAGUCCUUAAGGGGUUAAAUGUACUCCGUUUUUAUUUUUCACUUAUUUGUUUAGCCUUUAUAAAAUAAUAUUUGGGAAAUGAAAAGCUUUACACAAUAUACAGUGUCCUUUAUCUUGCAAUAUUUCACACAAAGUGAAACGCAGUAGGUAUGGUAAAAAAUAGUUAAAUAAAAAUGGUUGAUUACCUUUCUUAUAGGUAUUUGUAAAGACCCUGCAUGCAUUACUGAUAGUAUAGAUUACUAACAUUGGCAAAAGACUUUAUUUAAUGCUAAAUUGCAGACAUUCUUUUUAGUUAAAUCAGAUUUUCCUAAAAUAAGAUAUAUUUAAAAUUUCUAUAGCAAUCUUUAUCAAUAUGUAGGAAUGAUAAGACCCAUAGAAAAUUAUUUUACUGUUCAGAAGGAGGGGUGAGAUUAAAUAUUCAGCAAACUUGCAGGCAUUAAAUUAGUAUAUUUUGGCUUCUGGCCGAGAAAUUCAUUCUUCCAAAUGGUAGUAAUCAUUGUUAAAGUAUAAAUCCGGCUUAGUGAGGAUGUAUGGACUAGAUUUCAUACUGCAAAAUACAUGAAAAGAAACAUUUAUGCUCAAUCCUGGUAUUGAAGUGGUUAAAAAUGAUGUCAUUUAACAUUAUCAGUUAAAGCGGCACUGUCAUGCCGAACUUACCUUUCUUUAAUCGAUUCCUCUUCUCUCCCUCUCUCAGGAUCUGUUUUUCAUUUCUUCCUGUCUGCUCUAGUUUUCUUUAAAACAUAAGACAAAGUAGGGGCUAUUUGUCUUUUGGAGGUUUCCUACGCCUGACCAUCUCUGACCAGCGGUGGAGCAAAGUGUGCUUCAUUUCCGGUGGUCAGAGAAAUUUUCCCACAAUUCUAACCUUUCCUCCGUGUUCCCGCGAUGUUUCCCUUCACUUUUUCCGAACGUCCUGUCACAUAGACAUUUUUUUAUUUGGCCCCCCACCCAAAUAAAACAAUUAUUAAACCCCUACCUACCCCCCUCACCCUAAAAAAUAAUGGGGGAAAUAAAAGAACUAAGUACCUGUAAAAAAAAAAAAAAUUUAAAAAAAAAAUUUAACUUACCAUUUGAUGUCUUCUUUUUUCUAAAAUCUUCAUUUUUCAGCCCCAAAAAAACCCAUAAUACCUGUCGAACUUGUAAAAAAUAAAAUAAACCAGAGCGCAAAGAAAGAAAAAAACAGACGCUAAAAAAUGAAUCCAUCUUCACCCGGCGAGGGCACGGCGCAGACUGAGCUCCGCAGGGCAAGGAAAGGCUUAUAAAGCCUUCCCACACCCUGCAAUUUGACUCUUAAACCGGCUGCUCACUGUUUAGAAGACAUGCCCCUACUCGCAGCAUAGCGAGUAGGGGCAUUCGGGAGAUUUCAGUCUCCAUUAUGCUAUUAUGGGGGUCUUUCUGACAAAUGAAUGGAUGAAAUUCCCGUUUGCAUGCCCAAAUGUUUAACUGGGCGUGUGCGGGAAUUUCACAGCGCCAUAUAGUGUGGGCAGAUGACGUUUCCAACAGGGACCUCAUCUACUUGCACAAAGAUAUUGGCACCUAGGUCGGGGCAAAAAAUAAAGUUUAAAAAUUUGGGGGUGUGGUCAAUUAGAUGUAGUGGAGUCGGGAGGGGUGUAAAAAAAAACAAAACAGGAUUCGGCCAGGACAGUGCCGCUUUAAGUAAGAAUUCCAGAGCCAAGAACCUUGAAUAGAUUUAUUCAUUAUUUAUUUUCUUGUCAAACAAAUGUCUGGCUUCUCGUAUAUACAAAAGCCCACAUCCACCUUCUAAGCAACAGCCAUCUGUCAAACCAAAUUGUUAUCUCAUACCUCCCAAGCAGCCCUGACUUAAGGGAAUGAUUUGGUAAGGCUCUAAGCCACUGUCAAGAUUGGUUGAGACUGAUGAUUACACUAGGAGGCAUUUACUUUGUGGUAGAAUUUUAAAAAUACUGAUACCAUCUAUAUUAAAAUUAUAAUUUUCUGAUGUGAAUAUAACUCCUGUUAAAUUCAAGUUACAAAAUAUAAUAAUAAUAAUAAUAAUGCAACCCCUCUUGGUUUUACAAGAUCCUUUGUCAUUGUCGCUUAGUUUGUGCAUUUCUGUUCUUUCAUCUUCAGUCUUUUAGAAAGGUAAUGUAAAGAAGCCUAGGUAAACCUGUGCUUCACAUGCUUCAAUGCAUGUCUGUGUAUUGUUCCUAACUGAGAGUGAUUGUGGUACUGGUUGCUGUAUUUUUAUUUUUUAUUUUAUUUUUUUAUUUUUUUUAAUGUUGCCAAACUGUUUCUUAUUUAAAGGGACACUAUAGUCUCCUGGACAACUUUAUCUCUGAAAAAUGCAGGCCCUUUUUUCUAAAACAAAAUGUAAACAUGUUAAGCAACUCUUAUCUAAGCAUAAAACAAAUUAUACUGUCACAAGAUAAUCGAGAUAUGUAGAGAGUAGGUGUAAUAGAUGCUUUAGAGAUAAGUAGAUAUCUACAAAGCUUGGCAGAAAUGCGCUGCCUUGUGAGUAAUCAGACUUAGAGGAAACACAAGUGGUACCAAUAUCAUAUGAAGAUAGUGUAGAAAAACGUCAAAAGCGUCAUUGGCGACUGCUCACAAAGAGCUGGAGAGCUGUAGCCACUGAGGCAACAAAGCAGAAAAUAAAUUGGCCUGGGAAGGCAGUGGUCCAUGGCAGGACCGAUCCUUUGUUUCCACAGUGUCUGUCGAGGCAUCUGCCUCUUCGCCACCAUUUUCAGCGUCGCAUCAGUACUGUGCCCAACGGGCAACUGCUUGGUGUCAGUUUAGGCGAAAUCAGGUUGAACUGCUGGGGUACCUCCUGAUCGCACUGCACGUCACUGGAUCCUGUAUCAGAGUUGUACCCACAGUCUCUCAAAGGCUUGGGAUAUCCGUUCUUCCAGUGUGACCCACAGAGUGGAAGCAGCAGGCUUCCCAUCAGCGGCAAUCUUGUCAUGCUGUAUGCAAGUAGACCGCUCCACGAGUUCUGCCAGCUCCAGGACAUGUGAGUGGGUCAGCACCUCAGUGGGAACUGGGAUAACCCCCCACCAAUCCAAGGGGGGGAGGGGGAAGGAGCCUGACAGCAGCGUUGCUUAUGGAGCGAGAAGAGCGGCCGCCUCUCCCAGGCUUGUGAGCCCUUAGGCCGCAUGAUGUGAUGCCGGCUUCCAGUAACUUGUAGCAUCAAGUAAGGAAUCCCCUGAGUCAUCGGCUCACUUCCCAUGCGUGGGGUGCAGUUUGGGGUGAUUUCAAGUUUGGGGUCUGGUGUUAGCUCCUCUUUAUGUGGCAGAUACUGUAGGAGCUCUCUAGGCACACGUUUGUUCGGCUUGGCUGCCAAGCUCCACCCCCUGGUUGCUUUUGAUUUUAGCUACAUUUAUUUAUUUUUUUAUUCUGUAUUUUUCUGUUUUUGACAUCAGUUUCUGUCCAGAUUACUUUUGUCACGUGCAUUGACAUACAUGCUUGUUAUAGUCUAGAGAUAUUCUGUUCUGUAGAUCCAUAUAUAUUGGUUAGUGCUAUUUCGGGGUCAUAAAAGUGAAGCAAAAGUUGUUCUCUCAGAACACCACAGUGCUGAGUCAUUCCAAAGUGUUAAACUCAGAUUGUAACUUUCUUUUCAUAUGAUUAACAUAGUAAAUAUUGCUUUGGUUAGUGCAGUGGUAGUCAACCUUUUUCUACUUACCGCCCACUAAUGCAUCUUUCUUGAUGGAAACAUUUCCUUACCGCCCACCAGUUUUCGCGCAAGUGUGGAUUUUUUUUAGAAAGGAGGGUGUUUUAAAACAAAAAAAUAAAUGUAUGUACAUUUAUCUUUUUAUUUCUACUUUAUGCAUGUUUAUAAUGUUUUUAACUUUAUAAAGUUUAAUGAGAAAACAAUAAAGUAAAUUGAAUUUACCUUUACUAGUGAUUAAUGAGAUCCUUGAGGCUGAUGCUCUGAGACUAAAUAUUUGAUAUCUGGCUUGAUUUUCGUAAGGAACAAACGAAGGUCUCCUAUUUCGGUGAUAUUCAGGCGACUUCUUUGUUUGCACAUAAUAUGAUUUCUCAUCUGUGCGUCAGGUCCCCUCCUCAAUUCCCCUCCCCACCUUUUAUUUUCCUUUUUUUCUAUUUGUUAACCUUCCUUAUAGCAAUGCCCAGUAGGAAGGCUGAGCUAGGUAGCCCACUUGCUGUUACUUACUAUAGCCCACUAUAACAGACAGGCACACACAUAUAUACACACACACACAAGACAUACAUACAAACAGACAGGCACACAUACAUGCAGACACACACAUAAGACAUACAUACAAAGACACACACAUAAGACAUACAUACAAAGACACACACAUAAGACAUACAUACAAAGACACACAUACAAAGACACACACAUAAGACAUACAUACAAAGACACACACAUAAGACAUACAUACAAAGACACACAUAUAAGACAUACAUACAUAUACACACAUAUAUACAGACACACACACACAAGACAUACAUACAAAGACACAUACACACAAACAAACACACACAAAAUAUUUUAGUCACCCUCCUGUUUCCUACCUUUUAGGUGCAGGAGGGUGACAUUCCCUGGGGUCCAGUGGUGGCUCAGGUGGAUGGGAGUCAGAGUUCCCACUCUGACUCCCUCUGCUUCCUCCUGCACGGUCUGUGUGUUAGCUGGCAGUCACUUCCUCCUUGCUCUGUGAUCCGGUCGUGCUGUUAAAGCGCCCAGCGUUGACCGGGCUCCCUUACAAUCCACAUCCAUUGGGUGGCCCAGGCAGCAUGGGCCACCCGAUGGACCCCUUGGACGGCGGCCCCCGGCGGUUUGCCGUGCUGGCCUGGGCCACAAAUGGUGAUGGCGGUUCCCGGUCGCAGGGGUACCGCUGGCUCGCACCUGCACGCCCACCCAAUCUCUCAAAAUGAGGAAAUCCCUACCGCCCACCUGGAAUCCUGAAACGCCCACUAGUGGGCGAUAUGGACCAGGUUGACAACCCAUGGGUUAGUGGUUUUCUCUACUGAAAAAAUUGUGGUUGAAAACCCCACCUGAAGUCUGUGGAUAGUUAAUACAAUGUUAAACAAAAAUCACUGGCUUUGCAUCUUUUCCUAAGUUGGUCAUGCUUGUUAUCUAAGAAAUUACUUUACAUUACCAUUUUAUAUAGCAUAACAAUGCUAGUAUGUGAAUCACUGCUAAUUGAAGAUACCGUUAUUAAUUGAAUCCAGCUGGAUAGAGUUCACAAAAUGCAUUGCAGUCUGUCUUGAACGGCUGUUGCACUGUCCUCCGGUAUUCAGAAUGACAGCCUCCUUGUGCACACAGAUGGUUUAUACUAGUGCCCUUCAAUGUGUUUUUGUUUUUUUAUGUAAUACAGAGAAAGACAUUAUAACAUUUUGUAUAUAGAUGCAAAGUAUGAUUCUGUUUUUACAUGCACGUGAGUGCUAGUUUCAGUCUUGUGGCAUAUAAAUGCAAUCCGAACUGUCUGAUGCAGGAGCGCACAAACGAAAAAGGAAAUAAGAACUGAUAACAGAAAUAAAACAAGUUCUCAGUGCGGGCAUACUCUCAAACGGUGCAGACCAAUACAGGAAUCUGUGGAUGGAUUAAAAUAGAAUCACAUGCAGCAAACAUGAAUCCCAGGGCAAGAAUUAGACAGCCACAAUUAUUUCAUGCCUUUUGGUGGUUUGAACAGUGAUGCCAUCAUCUCAUUGGCUGCAAGAUUGCAUGGAUAGAUGAUUUGAUUUUGGAUAAUUAAAUAUUUAAGGAAAGUAGGCAGAUGGAAAGAGCACCAAAUCUAACCAGAUUAGUAUUUAGCAUCUGAAGGAAAGUAAUGACCUGGUUUCACCAAAAAGGUAUACAAAUUUAUAGAGCACACAAAAAUAUAUCUAAUUGUCAACAGCAAAUAUCUAAAGGUCUUGUAAAAUCUGUGAUGGUUUGCUCACUAAGUAAAGUAUGAUUGUUUAUCAUGCAACAGAAAAUAAUUUUAUUAAAGACACGGAGGCGAGUAUUAUGCAUAACUCCUUUCUUUAUUCCCUCAGCAGCAAAGAUAGAGGAAUAUAAAUAUUAUCAAAAUGAAAGAAAAAAACUGUAUAGGCACACAGGCAACCAAUCACAUUACAGAGGAAGUGUCUAUAAAAGGCCUGUGUCUCCCACAAUCCCCUCUUUCUUUGCUGCUCCCUCAGACCAGCUAAGUAUAUUUUUGCUCCUCAUGUGAUUUUAAUUUUUUCUUGAUAUUUCAGUAUCUUGCUGUGUGUUUUAUAAUUGUACACUGCAUUUGCAUUGUGUUUAUUACUUGUACAUUGCUGUUUAUUAUAUGUAUUCCUGUUGUGUUUGCACUUGGUGUGCCUAGUGGGGAUCCCCUUUGGGCCUGCGGUUCUCCCACCUGGGAGACUGUCUCCUUGCCUCACUGUGGCGUCUGCCCCCUUCUGUGGGUGAUCCGCGGGCGCUUCUUUCCCGCGGCUCGCUAUCGACCGCGGCCCAUCCUCGCUCUUGUGCGGGCGCUGUGUACGCACCCAUUCCCCAGCCUGCUCUCUGGCCGCAAGCAGGCUCUGCCCGGCUCCCAUGUGGGGCGGCCAUUUUCUGGGCGGAGCUUACUUGUGGCUGGUCUCUCUGCUCCCUGUGGCCUCGAUCUGAUCGAUGCUCGGUUUUGCAGACAGGUUUUACCUGCCAUGAUAGACAGGCCUGAGGCGGUCACAGAUAGCGCUCCUCCUACAUGCAAAAGAGCCCCUGGCCGGGCUAAAAAGGCUAGACUAUGGAAACAGGCUGGGGCCCACGAGGAAGGGUCGGAUACCUACCGGAGUGCGAAGCUGACUCAGACGUGCUAGAUUACGCCUCUUACGAGUCGGGUGAGGAUUUACCCCAUACGGGUGUUACCCCUUCUGGGACCUUUACUACUACACGAGGUCUUCUACCUGGCCCCACUGGGGAUGGUGCAGCACUGUUGGAUCCGCAGGGCAACCCCCUGUUCGACCCAGAUGUCCUGCGUCACCCCCGGUCAGCCGAGUGGGAACCCCCAGGCCAUAUCGCCCAAUAUGUUGCAAGACGCAUGCACACCCCCCUUUCUAAGGAAGGCUGCAAUAAAUUACGUGCUGAGUGCCCCAGGCCUUCCAUGCCGGGCUCAGCCUGCAAGACCCCUGAGAUUGACCCCCAGAUCGCUCAGUUUUUGAACAAGUCGGGCUGGAAGCCUAAAAAGGGCCUGGAUUAUUCCCUGAGGGGAUGCCAGGACAAAAUUUUGGAUACCCUGGGCCCUUUGUCGAAACUGUAUGAGCUGCUGGAUGCCACUAGAGCUGGCGACUCAGUCCUGGAUGUCGAUGUGGCCAUAGGAUGGGUCCAGUGGGCUAUUUGUUUUCUGGGGAAUGUCAGCAGGAAGACGUAAAGCGAUUUUUGCUGAAAAUCGACCCCAAAUUGGCUGCUGCCGUGGCGGAAUCGAGUUCAUCCAACGAUGGGAUGUUAUUUGGUGAUACCUUCAUAAAAGACCUGGGAUCCACUUCGGGCAGACGUCCUUAUGGUGAGUACCCAUUCUUCCCUUCUCGCUCAAGUACGGGUGGCGGGAAGGUUGGCCUUAUUCUGCCAGGGGUGGGCAGCUGUGACCUCGGAUGUUUGGGUGUUAGUCAGUACGGGGUUAUCACCUCGAGUUUUUAUCUCUGCCUGUCCAAUUGUCUGUCCCCAGAGAUCUGUCCCUUCCCUCGGAACAGGAGGAGCUGAUUUCCGCGGAAAUCAGGGAGAUGUUGUCAAAAGGCGCAAUAGAAGAGUUGCCACUUAAGCUUUAUGAGCAACCUCUUCCUGGUACCAAAGAAAGGGGGUGGUGUACAUCCGGUGAUAAAUCUCCGACCCCUCAACGCGUUCCUCCGGUACCAGCAUUUUCAGAUGGAGGGUAUACAUUGACUCAGAGACCUCCUCUGUGCAUCGGAUUGGAUGGCCAAGCUAGAUCUGAAGGACGCAUAUUUCACGUUCCCCAUCGCGAUGGAACACAGACUACCUCCAUUUCACCUGGCACGGGAGACGGUGGCGUUUUACAUGUCUACCGUUCGGUCUAUCAUCAGCUCCUUGGUGCUUCACCAAGAUCAUGAGACUGGUGGUGACAUUCCUCCGUACGCGUGGCGUACGCCUCAUUAUUUACCGGGACAACAUUCUCAUCAUGUCCCAGUCCAGAGACCAGCUGCAAGUACAUGUGGACUGGACGGUCAACCUGCUGCAGAACUUGGGGUUCAUGAUCAACUGGGACAAGUCAAUCUUGACCCCCGCUCAGUCAGAGUUCUUGGGGUUCAAAGUGGAUUCCAUCCAACAAUUCCUGUUCCUCCCAGAAUGCAAGAUGAAAGCCAUUCAAAAAGAGCUUCGGAGGGCCCUUCGGGUAUCGGACUUGUCAGUCAGACAAUUGGCGAGGAUUAUCGGUCUACUCGCGGCUUGCAUUCAGGCGAUCUUUCCAGGACCGUUGCACUACUGGGCCCUCCAACGACUGAAAGGUUCGCACCUCCGUUCAGGUUAUUCGUAUGACUCCAGGAUACAGCUGGACAACGAAUCCAGAGACAAACUGGUGUGGUGGUUGGCCCACAUGGAGGCUUGGAACGGGCGCGCAAUAUUUGGAUCCAUACCAGACGUGAUAGAGUCCGACGUCAGCUUACACGUUGGGGGAGCACGCUGUGGCAACGUUUCCACCGGUGGCAGAUGGUCCGAGCUAGAAGGGACCUUGCACAUCAACUGCGUGGAACUCUUAGCGGGUGCCUUCGCAAUUUGCAGCCUGUCUUUGCAUUUUUGUAGGGGUUCUUUUUUUUUUUUUCUUGGUGAGACGUCUAUGUCUGACUCCGACCCUGAUUUUGACCCUGCCAAGUGCUCAGAUACAUCCUCACUAGAUACAGUGUCUGCUGCCAGUUAUGUAUGUAGUUAUGAUGUAUCUGUGGCUGCUAGUCCCCCUGCCAGAAGGAGACAUGCUGCUCCAGCUGGCAGUACUGCUGAGGAGUGGGUAGUGCCUCAUUGCCAGAGGCAGAUAUCCCAUCCUUCACUGCAACUCCUGGCAUCAAUGUGGAUGUCGCAGGAUUUAGCCCUCAGCCGUUUAUGAAGGUGUUUCGCCCAUACGCAUUUGAUAUCCCACCCUUCACUGCAACUCCUGGCUUCAAUGUGGAUGUCGCAGGAUUUAGCCCUCAGCAGUUUAUGGAGGUGUUAAGCCCAAACGCAUUUAUAUGCCCAUCAGUUCUGUGCUGCAAAGCCUGAGUCUUUUUUGGCAAAACAGCAGUGGGCCCCCAUAGAUGUGCCAGAAUUAAAAAGAUUCUGGGCAUUGACUAUGCUGAUGGGCAUCAUAAAGAAGCCCUCGAUCUGCUCCUACUGGAGCAGUAGCCCCAUCUGCUCUACCCCUAUUUACUCCCAGUGUAUGUUGAGGUGGACCCACUUUGCUGCCAGGUUUGCAGAGGUUUAUACACCUGGAAGGAAUAUAUGCGUGGAUGAAUCCCUGAUGAAGUAUAAGGUAAGGCUGGGAUUCAAGCAGUAUAUUCCUUCCAAGCGCUCCAGAUUUGGUGUAAAGGUGUAUAAACUCUGUAAUAGCGAGACUGGGUAUACUCAGGUCUUCCGGGUGUAUGAGGGAAAGGAUACCCACCUUGACCCUCCAGGUUGCCCAGAACAUAUGGGAACCAGUGGCAAGAUUGUCUGGGACCUGAUAUUACCACUGAUGAACAAAGGGUACCACUUGUAUACAGACAUUUUUUAUACAAGUGUCCCUUCAAGCUACUGUUCAAGCUACUGUAUUGUUUUGAUACAGUAGCUUGCGGUACAAUAAAAAAAGAACUGCGCAGGUUUCCCAGGACAACUUGCACGCACCAAUCUAUGAAGGGGAGAGACCUCAGCUCUGCGCCAAGAGGAGCUGUUGGCAGUUAAGUACAGAGACAAGAAGGAUGUGUACCUUCUUACUACCAUCCACACUGAGAGGACUGUGUGUGUGGCAGAGCUGAGAGCACAAGGAAGCCAGUGUGCAUCAAAGCCUAUAACCGGCAUAUGGGUGGGGUUGAUCUGGCAGAUCAGCUGCUGCAGCCCUACCUAAUUAUAAUUAUACAGAAGACAAGGGCCUGGUACAAAAAGGUUGCAAUCUACUUAAUGCAGAUUGCAACCCACAACGCUUUUUUGUUGUUCAGAAAAGCAAACCCUGGAAUGCAACAGAGGUUUUUUUUACAGUUUCAGCUCCAGAUCAUUUUGAGGAUUUUGUACCGUGAUGCACCUGCUCAACGGGCGGUGAUGGGAGAGACAGAGUAGGGGCUACACAAUUUAUUUUUAAAAUCCCCCCCUUACUGCGGCAAAGCAGAAUCCCCAAAAAAGAUGCGGAGUCUGUUUUAAGAGGGGGCAGAUAAAAGAUACCGUAUAUUACUGUCCUGAUUGCCCUGAGCAGCCUGGACUCUGCAUUGGGGAUUGCUUCAAAAGAUACCACACACUGGUCCAUUUUUAGUAAAAAUAAAUAAAUUUUUUCUUUAACAUUGGUCUUCAGUGUUUUUGUAUUUUGGUUACGUUUACCCUGUGUAUGGGGGGCAUGGGUGUACUCAGGAGGCCUUGCAGAAAACAACUUGGAGUGUUUUCUUGCAAUAACCAAAACAGGCUCUGAAGAUAUGAAAGAAGAUAUGUCAAAUUUGAAAAACACAUGUCAGAAGUUUGGCAUUUCACUCCCCAAACAACCCAACCCAACAAACCUAUGCAUAUGUGGAAUCACUGUACUCAGGAGAUGUUGCUGAACAAAUAUUGGGUGUUCUUUGGCAGUAACACCUAACAGGACCUAAGAGCAUUCAUGCCUAAAGUAGAAUGUGUGUAAAAAAUAACACAAAAAUAACGACUACCCAAAAGUUUGACAAAGACUGGUGGUAGAAUUAAUGCUUGGAAAGUGUUAAAAUACCACAAUUUGAAAUAGCCUAGGGCAGGCAUAGGCAACCGUUGGCACUUCAGAUGCUUUGGACUACACCUCCCAUGAUGCUUUGCCAGCACUAUGGGUGUCCGAGCAUUAUGGGGGAUGUUGUCCAAAACAUCUGGAGUGCCGAAGGUUGCCUAUCCAGGGUGUCUACUUUUAAAAAAACAUAUGGUUUGAUGGGGGGUAAAUUACAUUGGCCGGCUUGUCCCUAAUAGGAUGUGUGUGCAUGAUGACCAGCUGUGAAAAUUCCAAUUUGGAAAACAGGAAUGCGUAACCUCCAAAUAAGGUUUUUAGCCCACAGAGAACCUGACACACCUGUACAUGGGUGGUAUCACUGUACUCAGGAAAUGUUGCUGAAUACACAUUGGAGUGCUCUUUGGCAGUAACCCUUAAAGUUAUCAGUACACGUGUUCUUAAAUUGCUAUGUGUGUCAAAAAAAUCACCUAUUUUUUUUUUUCUAAAUUUGGCAUAGAUUGGUGGUAAAAUGGUUGCAUGAAAAGAGUCAAAAUACCCAACGUUCAAUACCUUAGGUUGUCUUCUUUAAAAAAAAUAAUAUAUAUACAAGUGAAGGGGUAUUCCUGACAGAUAUCAGUGUUACAAUUUUUGGAAAAAAUAUUGUUUGGAAAUAGCAAAGUGCUACUUGUACUUAUAGCUCUAUAACUUUCCAAAAAAAACUAAGAACAUGUUAACAUUGGGUAUUUAUAAACUUAGGACAAAAUUUAGAAACUAUUUAUCACAGGUGGUUUUUGGUGUUGUAGAUGUGUAACAGAUUUUGGGGGUCAGAGUUAGAAAAAGUGUUUUGUUUUUUUCCAUAUUUUAUUAAAAACAUUUAUAGUAAAUUAUAUGAUAUGAUGAAAAUAAUGGUAUCUUUAGAAAGAUCAUUUAAUGGCGAGAAAAAAAGUAUAUAAUAUGUGUGGGUACUGUAAAUGAGUAAGAGGAAAAUUACAGCUAAACACAAACAUUGCAGAAAUGUAAAAAUAGCCCUGGUCCUUAACGGUAAGACAAUUGAAAAAUGGUCUGGUCACUAAGGAGUUAAAUGGACACUCCACUGCUCAAAUGGGGGGAAAAGUAAUUCACUGUUAAGAAUAUAUUCACGAGGAAAUAAUCAGAGGCUUUUCAUUGAAUUGGAGCUCUUCUACAGGCCCCGCACCGUUGCGUGUGCUUGUGCAUGUGUGCACAUCUUGUCUGAGGUCUGGAGGAGCUGGGCGAACUGGUCUGAUGGCUGUGGGGGAGGAGGCAACUGCGCUCAAGUAAAGCAUGCCUGUCACUUCCAUUAGCUUAGGGAGGCUCAAAGGUGCUCCAUAGCUUAUUUAUAAAAGUGCAGAUUUCACAUAGAAAGAUGCAUGUUUAUAAACUGGGGUUAAACUAGGAUACUAAUCAUCCAUGAAGCACUUUAGCAAGCAUCAUGAUGAUAUCCUCUCGGUGAAGUCAUUAUGGUGUCUGAAGAAUUCCCUGGAUACCAUCUUACUUUAUGGUGUUAAACCAUUUUUGAACAGUUUAAAACCAAAGUCCUCUUGAUUGUGACCAUCCUCUUACUUUUCUUGCACCAAUGCUAAAGUCUUUGCCUGGUUAUCUAGUGAUAGGCUGAGUGCAUUAGCUAACACUUUUAGCCUAUGACUGGCUGUCCAUUGCGUCCCUUUUUUUUUUUUUUUAAUACUUUGUGUGAUCGUCUUGUCAUAUGCACAGUAUACAAUGUACAUUACAUGUGGUGUACAUUUCUAUAAGGUUAUCUGUGUUACAUUCCAUUUUCCUCUUAGCAAUCUUUUACAUUUCAGCUGAUCAGGUUGUAAAGACACAUCUCAUUUUUGGUAUUAAUCAAUAACAUAAAACCCAAAACAGGUUAACCGUGUGUUACGAUGUCGCUUACAUUGUUGUAGGUAGCUAUUUGUUUCCCCACUGGGACUGUGCUACCCAUCCUGUAUAUUAGGACCCUGGAUUGUCUUUGGGCCUUAGCGUAUGCGUUUUUUACGGGCUUUAUCUCCUAGUCCCCUCCAGGGGAAGGAAGGAUAGAACCGAAGCAUAGAAAAGAACUAGAAAGAAAGAGAUAUAGAGAAGUCAUCAGGUCGGUAGGGUGUGGCGUCUCUCGGUAUACUGCUGUGCGUUCCUAGUCUGUAUAGUUCCCUUACUGGGUUCCACCCCAGAGAAGUGGGGUGGAGGGAAAUGGAAGCUAUUCGGUUUCCACCUUGUCUGUUCUGCUGAAUGCUUUUGUCUAUCUGGCUACCUCAGUCUGCCAGGUUGCUGUUAAUCCAUGGUUCCCCUUACCCGAGUUGUCAGGCUAUUCAUGAAGUAGACCUUUUAUGUUAGUGAGUACUGAAGGCAUAUCUACCUUUAGCCACCAUUGGGCUAAUGCUCUCCUAGCUGCUAACAUUACCUUGUGGAUCAGUUUUUACUCCCUUUUCUUCCAGUCCUCUAGGGGGGUAUUCAACAGGUAUGUCCACGGGUUUAAGUCCGGUGUUCUAUUGAAGAUCCGAGAUAGUAUAUCACGUAUCUCCUUCCAGAAAGUUUGCACCCCGGGGCAUUUCCACCACGUAUGGAGGUACGUGCCUCUGAGGCCGCAUCCUCUGCAGCAUUCGUCAGUUGGUGUCUUUUUCAUUUGACACAGUUUAACUGGGGUGGUAUACCACCAGAACAUCAUUUUAUAUGACUGUUCUUUGAGAGACACACAUAUGGACAAAAAGAUAUUCGCUUCCUAUAUUUCCCGCCACUCUAUGCCUUCCAGCUCCUCCCCCAGGUCUUUUUCCCAGUUUUUUUGUGUAGGUUAAUGUGCCCCAUUCUUCUGUUUCUGAACAAAUGUAUUUCUUAAAGAAAGACAUUGGCCCUGUAGCUGCUUUUUGUAUAUGUGGGUGUUUCACAUAAUCUUUGAGUUGUAUGUAUCUAAAAAAGUCAGACGGAGUGAGGUUGGCUAUCUGUUUCAGGUUGUCGAAUGUGACUAUUGUGUUGUUCUCAAACAUAUGUCAAAUCCUCUGCAAUCCCACCCUUUCUAAGUUUGUAAAGUCCCUAGCCGCUAGUCCAGGCGGGAAAGCUCUGUGUCUCAGCAGUGGGGUUAGUGGCGAUGGGGAUGACGCUAGUUUGUAUUUGUGAGCUGAGGUGUCCCAUAUUCGAAGGGAGUUUAGGAUCGCUGGGCAGGUUGCUCGUAGGAUUGGCCUAUUUUCCCUGGGUACCCACAUGUGGUAUUGGGGUAGGUCUGCUCCUGUCAAGAGACUCUAGAUCCACCCAUCUCCUCAUUGCGUUCCUUUCUAAAGCAUUUCUCUCAGUGGCCGGCCAGUUUAUAGUUUGAGAGCAUUAUUAGCUGAUGCUAUCAGCCUAUCAUUGGAACAGUGGGAAAGGUUUUAACAUUGGAGCACGAAGAGGAGGUGGAUGGUUGCCACCAGAUUUUGUGUCUGUUAAAUGAUUAACCCCGUAAGGUAAGUUGGUAUUCAGGUCCUCUAGACUAGUGUUCCCCAACCCAGUCCUCAUGGACCACAAACAGUCCAGGAUUUUAUCAGUACCUCCACUGGAAUAAAACAGGGAAAUGCAUAAAUCCUGGACUGUUGGUGGUCCAUAGCGAUUGGGUUGGGGAACACUGCUCUAGAAACCGUUCAGAUUAAGUUGUUAUGGUGCCUGAAGUGUCUCUUUAAGUCCAAGAAUGCGCAGACUCUAGUCCUAUCAGACCAGUUAAACAACAUCUUGAGAUCAGAAUGUUCUACUUUCUUCUUUCCCCGUGGAAAUAUUCCUUUUGACGAUAUCCCUGACUUUAUUAAGCAUGAUAUUGUUGAAAUGUUGACCUAUAAGGAAUUAUUUCUGUGGAAUAUGGAAUAUAUCUAUAUACUGCUCUAACCUGUGACACUGAAAAUGAAAAAAGUUUUCAAUAUGACAGAUUUUGAGUCAUAUCUGUCUCUGCCUGACCUCAAUGUAAUUUUGGUAUUUUUGCGAUCUAGUAAUAAUUAUAUUAAGUUUUUUUUUUUUUAAUAGUAAUAAUACAAUCUUAACUGUCAAAGAAAUAACUAUGUAAAUAUCACAGAAACGUCUUUGUAAAUAUAACCCUGUUGUUUAUAUGUUCAGGAAUACGAGCAUCAGUGCAGUGCUGAAGCCACGUUUGUGAAAGAAUUAGAUCAAUGUGAAAUGAUCCUACAGGCUCUGGAGUAUGAGGAACUGGAGAAAAGACCAGGAAGAUUGCAGGACUUUUAUAACUCAACAGCAGGUCAGUAAUGGUUUCCAUUCACAGUACAUAGGAGAGGGAUUUGUCUUGUGAAUUGUCAUAUUAUGCACUGAUAUUUGACCAUACAUAUAGUAAUAAAAGUUCCCCAUGGUGCCGUGACAUUAAUUGCUCUAAAUGAGACAAGUUACCAAAUUCCUAAAUGUCAAGUUAUUUUUGUUGUAAAAGAUAACAUCUUAUUCCAGGUCAGGAAGUGGAGAUUGAAAAUCAUUUGUGGUAUUAAUAACUAAUAACAAGGAAUAAUGAAGUAUUGCCAACUGCUAAAAGUUUAGACAAGAUAUGCAAAUUCAUGUAUAAAUGGUUUAUUUUCAUGUCAUGAUAUAACAUGAAACCUAAACAAUGCAAUAUCUGCUUGUAUGUAUUUUGGGUGAGUAAAUGUAUAGGCAUCUAGCAUAGAUUCAUAUCUGAUGGUUCUUUAUAGUAGAUCCUCAAAAUGUUUGGAUGCCCUGUCCAACUUUAGGUCACUUUGCUUCAUUUGCAUUUUGCUAUAUUAGUAUUUGUUAUAGCAGGAAGAGAGAAAAUAUUUCAAAAAUCAUAGUAGACAUUCCUUUACAUGUUAAUUCUCUCAGUUGAUAACAAACGGAUGCAAGCAAAUCAUUUUAUAAUUCUAUUUUGAUUUGCACAUUUUUUAGCAUGUCAUAACAGCAAAUAUGAAAUCAAAUCAGUGCUAUUUACAAUAUGCUUUUUGAAUAGGUUAUGGUGCAAGGAAGUGCCCUCUCUCUGCUACAUGGCAUGCACAUGUUAUAAAAAUCCCCAUCUAUACCAACAGGCUCCCUUACUGCUUACCUUAAUAUAUUUGAGUCACAAAUACAUGCUCACAAUACUGUAAAUGGAAUUGAUGGAAGUGCUAAAUUACAAAAUCAGCUCUAUUGAAAUUAUGAGGCUAACAUAAUUAUCUUGGCUUUUGUUUUGGUUACACUUCCACUGCAGAAUCUUGAAAUUUUGUAUGUUUUGUUGUUUAGUUUUUUAAAGUGCCUUGAUAUUAUUAUUAUUAUUAUUAUUAUGAUAUUUAUAGAGCGCCGUCAAAUUCCGCAGCGCUUUACAAUGGGUGGACGAACAGACAUGUAGUUGUAACCAGACAAGUUGGACACACAGGAACAGAGUGGUUGAGGGCCCUGCUCAAUGAGCUUACAUGCAGAGGGAGUGGGGUAAAAUGACACAAAAAGGUAAGGGUAGUAUUAGACUAGUGACAGUUGCAGAAGAGGAAUAAGUCAAGAGGUAUUAACAGUUUAAUUGAAACGCUUUUAAGAAGUGGGUUUUUAACGAUUUUUUGAAGGAGUGGAGACUGGGUGAGCAUCUAACGGAGGUGAGAAACGAGUUCCACAGGAACAGUGCAGCCCUCGAGAAAUCUUGAAGGUGAGCAUCAGUGGUGGGAGUACGGACAGAAGAUAGACGUAAGUCUUCAGCAGAUCGUAAGGGCCUAGAC
Messenger RNA from Pelobates cultripes (western spadefoot toad), 40457 nucleotides. The record is from the annotation of a GenBank genome assembly. Lineage: Eukaryota; Metazoa; Chordata; Amphibia; Anura; Pelobatidae.